Paraphaeosphaeria sporulosa is the source of this 2775-nucleotide messenger RNA. RefSeq lists its product as uncharacterized. The transcript has 2 exons. The record is from RefSeq and is a predicted model, not a curated record. The annotation marks the transcript as partial. Lineage: Eukaryota; Fungi; Ascomycota; Dothideomycetes; Pleosporales; Didymosphaeriaceae.
GAAUACACUCCGCCUGCCUCGCCGCAGCCCUCUAACCAUCCAUAUGCCCACCAGUCUGUCCGCAAAGGCUUUGGCUCUGGACGCUCCCGCCAGCCCGCCCAGCUUCAGAUGGACGUAGCUGUUGCACCCGCCUACGAACGACCUGUAUAUAGCCCGUCGCCUACAGCAAGCCCGCCGCUGCCACCACUGGCCUCGCCCAAGUACGCUGCUCGAUCACGAACGCCGUCCCUGCUCCGCCAUGCUGCCUUGUCGUCGCCUCUGAACAACGGAUACCCACGGGCAGAACAGCCCCAGUCGCCGACGUUCCCUCCAGUCAUGCGCCAGGUCAGCAACCAGAGCGUGACGAGCGAUCCUCGAUCCUUGUUCAACCCGCUUGCCAGCAACCCCGUUCACGCCAAUGGGUCAGAUCCCUUUGCAGACGAAGUGCCCUGGUCACGGACACAGCAGAGGAACCGUGGCAUGACCACAUCGACGCAAACCAGCAUUGCCAGCUAUCAACAAAAUUACCCACCGCUGCGAUCCGCCACGUCCAUACCAGACUAUGGUCCCAUCAGAGCUAGCAAUCGAUCGAACCCAUCCGGAGCCUACAAACCCGACCGUGGCGGGCUGAACUGGUCCCACAACGAUCAGUUCCCUCCGCGUCUGCUCCGUGGCGAAGAGUCACGAGCUAGUGUUCGGUCAGGAUGGACGAAUGCAUCCAGUUUUAUGGAACAGAGUGGCACGGAACGAAGCAGUGUCGCUACAGGCAGGAGCUCUAUUGUGAGCAGUGAUAACAGGGCUAGCACCUAUUCCAGGGACCAGUCUGAGGAGCGCGAUCUAUCAACCGAUACCCUUCCGACCAGUAUCUCGCCCGACGAGGAAGACAUCAUGAGCUCAGUCGAGGACGUGAUUGACGCCUACUUUGACGAGCCCGAGGACAUGGACUCCGAGCCUCUCCGCGGAGAUAAUGUUGGCGACCGUGGCUCAUCGACGCAGGACUCGGACGCCGGGCACAAUGAUCGCUCGUCUAAUUACUCGCAGGACAUCAGUCGCCCAACAUCAUCAUAUGCUCCCGUUCAUGAGCAGCUCGCGCACACUAAUUCACACAAUAGAGAGCUCUCAAAGAUUACCGAGCGAAACUCACGGGGAAGCUCUCAAAACCACUCCGAUAACCACAAGAUGCAAGAGAUUCAUAAAGAACUUGCCAGCCUGCCCCAAAUCCCUCGGAGUAAAUCGCGACUGUCGCGGCAAGACUGGGCAGAGUUCGAGGGCUACGCAAAGCGGCACUCUAGAGGACCGAGCGCUGCACUGCGUGCGCUUACUGAGGCCUCGACCACUUCUCCACCCAAAAGAUCUUCCCCGUUGCCCGAGGUGGAUGAAGACGAGGCCUUCCCUCGCCGCGCGUCCACGAGCAUCUUUGAUCGCAAGAGCACGUUAUUCGACCUCAGCAGCUUCAAACCUGCGCCACCCAGCAAGUCCAUGACUACCAACUUCGGCACGAACAAGCCCCAUGCCAGACCUUCGGCGGGAUUAAAGAAGUCAGCGGCUAUAGGUGUAGAGCGAGAUCGCUAUGGUUUUAAGAAGGCCUCCGACAAGAUCAGCGUGCAAGAAUACAACGCAUGGCACCCGAAGUAUGAGGACUACAUCACGCGCAGGUCGAACAAGUGGACCGCUUUGAUGAAAAAGUCCGGACUAUCGACCAAGAACCCCACGGAAUUCCCAGAAGCAUGCGACAAGGUCAAGCGCUACGCCCGGAAAGGCUACCCACCAGAGUGGCGCGGAGAGAUGUGGUGGUUCUAUUCCGGCGCACAGUACAAAUCACGACAGAUGGCGGGACUCUAUCGGUCCCUGGUCGCUCGGGUCGAGAACGGUGAACUCAACAAAGACGAUCGUGAGGCCAUCGAACGGGAUCUCGAUAGGACGUUUCCUGAUAACAUCCACUUCCGACCCGAUCUGAAGUCAGCGCGAUUCAGCGACGGAGGUGACGAUGAGCCAUCGAUGGUUCGAGACCUCCGCGAGGUCCUAUCUGCGUUCGCCUUGCACAACCCCGGUAUUGGGUAUUGCCAAUCCUUGAAUUUCAUUGCAGGACUAUUGCUUCUCUUCUUGAAGCAGGAUACCGAGCGAGCCUUUAUCCUGCUGACAAUCAUCACCCAAAAUCAUCUUCCCGGGGCACACGCCCGGAACCUCGCCAACACCGAGGUCAACGUCUUGAUGAUGUUGAUACGCGACUACCUACCCAAAGUUUGGGCUUCGAUCAACGACACGGACAUUGUCAACAGCGGCCUCGGCUCCAAAGCGCAUCCCGAAUCCAAGUUUCAGCGGCAGCCGACCGUCGCGCUUUCGUGCACAUCCUGGUUCAUGAGCGUCUUCAUCGGGGUCCUUCCCAUCGAGACUGUUCUCCGUGUCUGGGACGCCUUCCUCUACGAAGGCCCGCGCGCCCUGUACCGCUACGCCCUCGCCGUCUUCAAGCUUGGCGAAGGUGAGAUCCGCAAGUACCGCCCCGGCGACGGCGAGCUCUUUAUGGCCGUGCAGAACCUACCGCGCCGCUGCCUGGACGUAAAUACUCUCCAUGACAUCGCAUUUGUCAAGAAGGGCUUCGGCAGCCUCACGCAGAACGUCAUCGACCAGAAGCGGCAGUUCUGGCGCGAGCAGAACGAGCGCUCCGCAAGCCAGCGGAAGAGGCCCGGUCCGCAGGCCAUUGUCCCGCGGCCAGAUACAGCGGGCGGUGACGAAGAGGGGAAGAAAGGGCUCGGUGGGCUGCGGCGCCGCGCGAGCAAGAGAUUCCUGAGGAAAAGG